Molecule: messenger RNA, 1935 nt
Organism: Andrographis paniculata
Lineage: Eukaryota; Viridiplantae; Streptophyta; Magnoliopsida; Lamiales; Acanthaceae
Product: protein SLOW WALKER 1
Exons: 1
Coding region: 99-1703 (534 amino acids)
Biological process (GO): positive regulation of transcription by RNA polymerase I; rRNA processing
Cellular component (GO): nucleolus
Molecular function (GO): protein binding
Source: RefSeq, a predicted model, not a curated record
UGAAUGAAAACUACAAAACCCUAAAUUAAAACGGCGUCCUCCCUCCCUCCCGCCGCCUGCCGACCCACCCACCCUCCUUCAUCCUCCUCCUCCAUUCCAUGGCAGAAACUUACGCCGUAAAACCCAAGCUCCGACCCUCAUUCUCCCCAACUGCACCCUCUCCGGAAUCCAAGUACUGGAAAUCCUUCAAGACCCCCAAAGAUAUCCACACCAAUUCCUUCACUUUUCCCCUAACUUCACUCUCUUUUUCCCCAGUUGCCCCUCAUGACUUCGCCGCCGCCCACUCCGCCAGUAUCUCCAUCUUUUCCGGCAAAACUCUCGACCUCAAAUCCUCUAUCACCGCCUUCUCUGACGCCGCCGCCUCCACCUCUUUCCGCUGCGACGGGAAACUCCUAGCCGCCGGAGAUUUAACAGGCACCAUCCACGUCUUUGAGGCCAAGUCGCGCAGUCAUCUUCGCCGCUUGAAAGGUCACGCCGCUGGUACUCGCCUGGUAUGUUACCCUCACGUGGCCGAUAAGUUUCACCUCUUCUCGGGUGGAGAUGACUCGGUUGUUAAGUAUUGGGACGUCACGACCGAAAAGUGCAUAUCUGAACUUUUAGGGCACAAGGAUUAUGUGCGAUGCGGCGAUGCUUCGCCGGCUAGUGAUCAACUGUUUGCCUCUGGGUCUUAUGAUCAUAGAAUUAGGCUUUGGGAUUUGAGGGCGUCAAAUACAGCAGCAGGCUCUGUGAUGGAAUUGAGUCACGAGAAGCCAGUGGAAAGCGUGAUUUAUUUGCCAUCUGGCGGUUUGCUUGCUACCGCGGGAGGUAAUUCUGUGAAAAUCUGGGAUGUGAUUGGAGGAGGUAAGUUGCUAUACUCCAUGGAAAGCCACAACAAGACUGUCACUGCACUCUGUAUGGGUAAGGUUGGGAAAGAGUGCGGGGAGGCGGCUGGGGAGUAUAGGAUCUUGAGCGUUUCCUUGGAUGGGUAUAUGAAGGUCUUUGAUUACGCCAAGUUCAAGAUCACCUAUUCGAUGAGGUUUCCCGAGCCGCUGUUGUCGGUGGGGUUUUCCGCAGAUUGUCGCACAAGAGUGAUAGGGUCUUCAAAAGGGACCUUGUAUGUGGGGAGGAGGAGGAAGGUGGCGAGGGGGGGUGAGGAGGAGGAGGAGGGCAUCGGAGGUGACAUGGGGUGGGAGGCGGUUGUCGAGGAAGAGCAGCCUCGGCGGCCUCUGGGGCCUUCGUAUUUUAGGUACUUUAGUCGGGGGCAGAACCAGAAGCCGGGGGAGGGGGAUUACCUGAUUAGGAGGCCCAAGAAAGUGAGAUUUUCGGAGCACGACAAGCUGUUGAAGAAGUUCAGGCACAAGGAGGCGCUGGUGGCAGCAUUGGAGGGGAAGAAUCCAGAGAGUGCGGUGGCGGUGAUGGAGGAGCUGGUGGCGCGGAAGAAGCUGCUGAAGUGCGUGUUGAACUUGGACAGGGAAGAGCUCGGGGCGCUGCUGGGGUUCGUGCAGAGGUAUGCGACGAUGGCGAGGUAUGCAGGGUUCCUGGUGAGGGUAGCGAAGAAGGUGGUUGAAGUGCGGGCUGAGGACAUAAGAUGCUGCGGGGAGCUGAGGGGGCACAUCAGGAACCUCAAGCGGGACGCGGAGGAGGAGAUGAGAGUGCAGCAGUCUCUGGUGGAGUUGCAGGGCUUGAUUUCUCCGAUGCAGAGGAUUGCGGCUGGAUUCAGAUAGAUGGAUGGAUGGAUGGAUCACUUUUUCAUUUUUGAGGAGGAGGAGGAGGAGUUGCAGCAUUGUUGUAGGGGGGGGGGAGGGGUUUGUAUUUCUAUUUCUAUUUCUAUUUCUAUUUGUGCUCGUGCUCUCUCUCUCUCUUCUUGCUCUUGGAUUUAUAUUAUUGUUACUGUUAUUAUUCAUCAGCCGUUUGGCUGUUGCACCAAUGAGAUGAGAUGAGAUCAAUUAUGCUGUC